Messenger RNA from Eriocheir sinensis (Chinese mitten crab), 1389 nucleotides. RefSeq lists its product as uncharacterized. Lineage: Eukaryota; Metazoa; Arthropoda; Malacostraca; Decapoda; Varunidae. The record is from RefSeq and is a predicted model, not a curated record. Bases 504 to 1382 code for a protein of 292 amino acids. The transcript has 4 exons.
CAUGUUCCUUCCCUACCUCCACAUCUCCCCUCCUUAUCCCUCCAAACCACUAGCCUACUAGCACUUCUACUACCACAACUACCACCACCACCACCACCACUACUACUACUACUACUACUGCUGUUGCUGCUGGUCCUUCUGCUUCUGCUCCACAUUGUAUGCUAGCCAGCAACCUCCAUAAGCACCAGUGGAUGAGUGAUGUAGUUGGUGUGGUGUAAGCCUUACCGCAACACCCUGGAGCAGAACCUGUCACCCUUGCAAACACAAGCUAUGCCGCCAAUGUUACUUGUUCUGCUGCCACUUAAGUGUGUGUGUCGUGUGCACUGAUCACUUGAAGAUACCACCAACCAAGGGAGACAUUCCUGAAACCCUCACCGGGACUCCUCAACCUUGCCCAUCCUUACACCCUGCCCUUCCGCCCAGUGCUUCACCCCAUCCCACACCAGACCUUCCCGGCCGCACCUUCCCGCAACACAUGUGCCAACACCACACACCCCAGCACCAUGCAAAACCACACCUCACCACACAAGGAAGACAGCCACCUGAGCUUACUGCGACGGAUAGAAGACAAUCAGGUGCACAAUGACUCGCAGCAAGGGGAGUGGGACAUGGAGAUGGGACAGCCCGGCACAGUUCAAGAGCUGAAGAAAAAGUUUGAUUCCGGGAUUGUCGCACCACAGGAAGGAGCUGCUGGGUGGAAGAAGUCAGAGGAGGACCCCAGAUCAGUGAAGGAUGCACAGUUACCUGGAAAACUCAUCAGGGGAGGGAGUGUUGAGAGUGCUGCCGAGUCACUGGUGGAAGAACUAGCUGAAUCUGGAGGCCGAAUAAGAACACUGACACAAGAGAACGUUGAACUGAAGGGAGAGGUCACAGCGCUGAGAGAGGCCAAGGACAGAGCAGAGAAAGAGGCCAUGUAUUGGAAGGAGGAAAAUGCCAAACAACAAGAAGCAGCCCAGCAGGAAAUGGACCACUUCAGGAAGGAAGAAGCGAGGCAUCGACAGGAAUGUGUUGAUAACUGGGAAGGAAGAGUGAAGGAGAUGCAAGCCCAAAUCACUUCCCAGGAGCAGGAAAAGAAGCAGCUGAGAGAGAAGAGCAAUAAGCUUCAAAAUGAGCUUCAGCGGAUGACGAAGGACUUGGCCAAAUGCAAGGAAGACGCAAGACAGUUGGAGAUGGAAAAUGCUCACCAGCGGCAGGAGAAAGUGAAAUGUGGGGAAAAGGAGAAGCGCCUAAGAGAGCAGAUACAUGCCAAAGAUACACAGCUGGGAGAAGUAAAGAGACUGUACCAAGAGGAGAUUAGAAAGGUGAAGGCUGCGGAAGAGGUAAUGAUGAAGUUAAUGAAAAAGGAUCUGCGAAACCAAGAGGAACUAGCUGCUUUGAGGUAGAGGUAAA